AAUUGAUCUCGGCCUUAUCCCUGACGUGACCGAGAUAAAAGGAGGACCGUUGCCCUCCAUGCGCUCUGAUCGGGAGCCCCAACCAACAAAUGGUGGUGGUCCCACCUUGUGCUGCGCUUGAUAAAAACCAGGGGGGAGUCCCGUAGGGCAUGUGACUAGUUUUUCGCAUGUUAGGCUGAUCUCCCCCCCACAACUCUAAUCCGAUCCUAAGAGAACGCAGUAAACAAGGUGAAGGCUACUGCCGCCUCUUCAUCUAAUACGUGCUGGUGAUCGACUACAUCGGCAGAGCCUCUUCAUCACGCCGGCAACCACUUCACCAUCAUCAGAUGGCGUCACCGAACUCAGCUCUUAACGCUUCCUCUAUUGCCGCCACUAUUGACGGCAUAGAGCAACUCACGGGCAAUAAUUUUCCUGCUUGGAAAGCUAAGGUGACUGUUGUCCUUGGUGUUUUAGACCUGGACUAUGCACUCAGGGUUGACGCUCCCACAGCUCCUGCCAUUGGCGUGGAAAAUUAUGAUGAAUUAAAGAAAACUUAUGAUGCACUUUCUGAGAAGUGGGAGCGGUCCAACCGCAUGUCUCUUAUGAUAAUGAGGAACUCAAUAUCAGAUGCUAUAAGGGGAGCAAUCCCAAACUCAGAAAAAGCUAAAACGUACUUGGCAUCUGUGGAGGAGCAAUUUAAAGGCACCUCCAAGGUUUAUGCCAGCACACUGAUUCAGAAGCUCCUCAACACUAAGUAUAAUUAUGGGUCCGGUGGCAUAAGAGAACACAUCAUGAUGAUGACAGAUAUGGCUGCCAAACUCAAGGGCAUGGAUAUGGAAAUCUCUGAGAGUUUCCUUGUCCACUUCAUUAUGACCUCUCUCCCUCCUGAGUUUACUCCUUUUAAGAUAAAUUACAACACUCAGAAAGAGAAGUGGAGCAUGAGCGACUUGAUUGCAAUGUGCGUCCAAGAGGAAGAGAGGGUGAGGGCUGAAAAUAAAGAUUUUGUGAAUCAAGUAAGCAGCCCUAAGAAUAAGAGAAAAUUCCAAGGGGAUUUCAAGUCUAAAAAGAAGUUGCAUUUCGUCGCUAAACACGACAAGGCAGCACAGAGGGCGCCCAAGGCAUUUGCUCCUUCUGCUCCUGCCUCUCAAGAAUCUAAAGAUGACGGAUGCCACUUCUGCCACAAGAAGGACCACUACCAAAAGGAUUGUGUUGGUUUCCUGAAGUGGCUUGCAAAGAAGGGGAUUCCUUACCGCGAGAACAUUAAGAAAGGGGGAGCGAAGUCUUAGAGUGGCCAAUGGGAAGGAAGCUCAAGUUGAAGCUAUCGGAUCCCUUCCAUUAGUUCUUAAUAAUGGCUUCACUCUUAGAUUAAAUAAUGUAGUUUAUGUUCCUUCUAUGAGGAGGAAUCUCAUUUCAGUUUCGAUGUUAGAUGAUGAUGGUUUUCAUUGUAAUUUCGGAGACAAUAAAUGCAUUCUUAAAUUUAAUUCA
Messenger RNA from Phragmites australis (common reed), 1464 nucleotides. RefSeq lists its product as uncharacterized. The coding region runs from base 327 to 1265 and encodes 312 amino acids. NCBI's taxonomy places the organism in Eukaryota, Viridiplantae, Streptophyta, Magnoliopsida, Poales, Poaceae. The transcript has 3 exons. The record is from RefSeq and is a predicted model, not a curated record.